Messenger RNA from Orbicella faveolata, 702 nucleotides. RefSeq names its product coiled-coil alpha-helical rod protein 1-like. The record is from RefSeq and is a predicted model, not a curated record. Lineage: Eukaryota; Metazoa; Cnidaria; Anthozoa; Scleractinia; Merulinidae.
AUGAGUGAUGAGCUUUCAAGAAGAGAACAGAUUCACGUGGAGACAAAAGACAAACUGACUGCUGUAGAAGAAGAACUAAAGAUUUUUAAAGAGGAACUGAAAGCAAAAGAAAGAGAGUAUUCAACAAACAUAACCAAGUAUCAAAAAAAAUUCAAGCAAGUCAAUCAGAUUUUGACAAAACUUUUAAAGAACUAUGCUUCUCCUAACUGUGGCAAAUUGGCCUUCUACCUGCUGACUGCAGGGAAAAAUAAUUGUGCUGAAAGAAAACUAAAACAGGGAAAGCUUGGAGGGAAAGAAGAAGAACUUAAGGCUCAGAACUCAGUUGUUGACCAACUCAGAGCUUACAUCACAGAGAACCUGCCAAACACUCAGAUGGAGAAACUUCAAAAAGAGAACGAAGAAGCAAAGCAAAACAUUACCAACUUGUUACAGGAAAAUGAGCAAUUAAGAUCUAUGGUAGAACCUCUCAAUGUAAGACUAUCAUCCAUGAAUGAAAUUCUUUCCAUUCAAGAGAGAGAAUUAGUGAAGUUUCAAAGUAAAUUCACCAAGGGUGACAGCAGUCAAGGAGACAGUUUGCUUACAAAGUGGAGAGAGAACGUGAUUGCCUUGUUAGCUCAACUGAAAUCACAAGAGAUCACCCGUGAGAAGGAAGGAAGAAAUGAGAGGGCUCAGGAGAAACCAGAAAGAUUUUUGACUGCUUGA